AUGAGGAGAGGAGAACGAGAUUGGGCUCAACCCCGUUCCUUUCCACCCCUUGACUCGUUCUGCCUUCUUCCCCACCCUGUCACCUCCCACACACACCCGGCCCUCUUCCCACUCCCUUUUUCUCCUCCCCUGGUCUCCCCACCCUCGCUCGCAACAGACGAUGAGGAGGACGAGUUCCCGUUCGUCCCCACCCUCAAUCAUAGCUUCGUUCUCCUUGGCACUCCUUGCCUUGUUCCCACCUCUCCUCCACAACCCUCUUCCUCCCAUCACUUCCUCUCUUCUCCGAAUCCCUUCUCUUCCUCCCCUCCAGGUGACGAGGAGAACGAGUUUGGGCUCAACCAGAGGGCGGGCGCUGCUGAUGUGGCGCUGGCAAUCAUUACGCAGGCGCAUGCUUCCUGGCAGCUUCUCACCGAGGACAGCCCGCCGUGUCUCUCCCCCUGGAGCCCCAUCAACCUCGUGCUCUCCGCGCUGCGCGUUCUUCGCGGCUCAUGGCGCAAAUACACUGAUCACACCGUCCCCCGGUUUUCCGGGACUCUGGAUAUUGACGACGCCGCUGACGUGGAUCUGCGCAGCAGCAGCGGCGGGGAAGGGCGGGGAGGGGGAAGCGCUGGAGACGUUAAGCUGGCUGGUGCCAGCAUUCCUCGCCGCAUCACGUUAAGCUGGCUGGUGCCAGCAUUCCUCGCCGCAUCGCUGCUCACUGCCUUCCUCCUGCUGCUACUCAUCGUUAGCCUCUCUGCCUCCGCCAAGGCAAAUCUGCAGGCCAACAGCGUCAACAACGUCUUCUUCUGUGCCUUCCAUGUCAGUCAGCUGCCCUUCUUGCCAGUCAGCUGCCCUUCUUGCCAGUCAGCUGCCCUUCUUGCCAGUCAGCUGCCCUUCUUGCCAGUCAGCUGCCCUUCUUGCCAGUCAGCUGCCCUUCUUGCCAGUCAGCUGCCCUUCUUGCCAGCUAUGUCGACGUUUUCCAACACAGGGGCGGCACUGCUGAACGAUAAUCUAAUGGGGUUCGUGAGGGUGCCAGCUCUGAUCAUCGUCACGUCGGUCUUCAUUCUCAUUGGCAAUACCAUGUACCCGCCCACGCUGCGAGCCCUCCUGCUUCUGCUCCGGCACUUCUCACGAGGAGAGAAAAGGUUCGUCUACUCCUACCUUCUCGUGCACCCACGCAAGUGCUACACGCACCUCUUCCCACCGCGCUCCACCGUGAUGCUCGUGCUAACAGUGCUCGCGUUCAAUCUCACGGAGUUUGUCUUCUUCUGUGCCACUGACUGGACCUCGCCUGCCAUUGACGGCUUCACCAGCGGGACCAAGGUACUGGCAGGAUAUUUCCAAUCUGUGAGCACACGCAACGCGGGAUUCAACGUAAUUGCCAUCGGCCUCCUGCGCCCCCCCAUGCUGCUGCUAUACCUGGGCAUGAUGUACGUGGCUGUGUAUCCUCUGUACCUGACGAGGCAGACAUCGAGGGAGCAGAGGGAGGUGUAUGAUGACGAGGAUAUUGGGGUGUUCUGGGAAGACCUUCAGGGGGGGGUGUUGGACCACGGGGUGUUCACCCAGGGCAGAGGGCUGCUCCUGCGCGAUUCAGCGAUGCUCUUCAUGGCUCUGCUGGUGAUCUGCCUCAUAGAGAGCGCCAACAUCACCAACGACAUCUCCAACUUCAACAUCUUUAACAUCGCCUUUGAGCUCAUCAGUGGAUACGGCAAUGUGGGUCUCUCCCUGGGCUACACCUGUCCACCUGAAGCUGGCCCCAGCUGUGUCUCCCCUCCUUACAGCUUCUCUGGUGUGUGGAGCCCUUGGUCCAAGCUGGUUCUCGUGCUGGUAAUGCUGCUGGGCCGCCACAGAGGCCUGCCUGACAACAUCGACGCUGCCAUCUCCCUCCCCAACCGCAACCAGUUCAUUCCUGAACCACCUGCACUGCCUGCCCCACCUUCUGCAUCUGCUGUAUCUGCCGUCCCUGUUGUCGCACCUUGCAUGCGUUCCACGUGUGCACCAAGUCGCCCCUCCCCUAGUCGCCCCUCCCCUAGUCGCCCCUCCCCUAGUCGCCCCUCCCCUAGUCGCCCCUCCCCUAGUCGCCCCUCCCUAGUCGCCCCUCCCCUAGUCUCCCCUCCCCUAGUCGCCCCUCCCCUAGUCGCCCCUCCCCUAGUCGCCCCUCCCCUAGUCGCCCCUCCCCUAGUCGCCCCUCCCCUAGUCGCCCCUCCCCUAGUCGCCCCUCCCCUAGUCGCCCCUCCCCUAGUCGCCCCUCCCCUAGUCGCCCCUCCCCUAGUCGCCCCUCCCCUAGUCGCCCCUCCCCUAGUCGCCCCUCCCCUAGUCCGCCCCUCCCCUAGUCGCCCCUCCCCUAGUCGCCCCUCCCCUAGUCGCCCCUCCCCUAGUCUCCCCUCCCCUAGUCGCCCCUCCCCUAGUCGCCCCUCCCCUAGUCGCCCCUCCCCUAGUCGCCCCUCCCUGAGUCGCCCCUCCCCUAGUCUCCCCUCCCCUAGUCGCCCCUCCCCUAGUCGCCCCUCCCCUAGUCGCCCCUCCCCUAGUCGCCCCUCCCCUAGUCGCCCCUCCCCUAGUCGCCCCUCCCCUAGUCGCCCCUCCCCUAGUCGCCCCUCCCCUAGUCGCCCCUCCCCUAGUCGCCCCUCCCCUAGUCGCCCCUCCCUAGUCCCCUCCCCUAGUCGCCCCUCCCCUAGUCGCCCCUCCCUAGUCGCCCCCCCUAGUCGCCCCUCCCCUAGUCACUCCUCCCCUAGUCGCCCCUCCCCCGGCCGCUCCCCUCCCCCACCGCUACUCACCUCAGCCUCCCCCCCCUUCCCUCCCCCUCUCCCCCGCUCCACCAACCACUCCACCUUCCACAUCUGCUGCAUCUGCUCUGCGACCACGUGCUACCAACCAACGAAACGGUGUCUUGCUUCUGGAGGUGGAGAACGGACAUAG
Molecule: messenger RNA, 2895 nt
Organism: Closterium sp. NIES-65
Lineage: Eukaryota; Viridiplantae; Streptophyta; Zygnematophyceae; Desmidiales; Closteriaceae
Source: the annotation of a GenBank genome assembly